Orbicella faveolata is the source of this 2345-nucleotide messenger RNA. RefSeq lists its product as uncharacterized. The record is from RefSeq and is a predicted model, not a curated record. NCBI's taxonomy places the organism in Eukaryota, Metazoa, Cnidaria, Anthozoa, Scleractinia, Merulinidae.
ACGUAUGCCUCAGUAUUCAAACAUGAACACGUUUCAUACUUCGCACGAGUCUCGUGUCCCAGUCGAACACCACAGAACACUUGAAGUUUGUCGUUCAGACUACCUUAAAACUUCACGUAUGCCUCAGUUUCAAACAUGAACACGUUUCAUACUUCGCAUGAGUCUCGUGUCCCAGCCGAACACCACAGAACACUUGAAGUUUGUCGUUUAGAAUACCUUAAAACCUCACGUAUGCCUCAGUGUUCGGUAUCCGGUCGUUUCGCCAACGUCUUGGGUCGAUUCGCCAACGUCCUGAGUCGCUUCGCCAACGUCCUACUGGUCAGUUCGCCAACGUCUAAAUAAAAGUUUACCUACACUUGUGUGUGUUGUCAUUUAUUUCAUUCCCUUACCUAGAGUUAUUUUCCAUGCAAGAGCACCUCAUUAUUUACGACGACAGUUCUCUGCUACGCUACCCCUCCCGCUAAGAUUGUUUUUUGUAUGAACACUAACGGGGGGAGGAAGCGUAACUGAUUUAUAACAAUCAAUACAGCUUGAAUGUUACUAAAACUACGAGUUAAAAGUCCUCUGUAAAAACCUAAACAUUCAGCAUUCAUUUAUCACGCGCGCGUGUGUAAUUAACCUUUCUUUUCCUGUUUGAAAAAAAAAUCAAAAGUUUCGCUAUUGUUUAGAAUAUGUGAAAAAGUCACAAGUCAAACUACAAUAGACACUAAUUAGCGUCGUCUAUGUGAUUUUUGUUUUUAGGCUUAUUAGAAUAUGAACGUUUCCUGUUAACCAAUCAGAACUGUGAAUUUUAUCACGCUUACCUUUCUGAUCCGAUACCAUAAGUAUAAAAGGCCCCCAAAAAUACUGGAUCUUCAUUCGAGCUUUAGAGCAACUGAAUUCAAUUCGAUCAACUCAACGUCAUGAAUAUCUGCAACGUGUGUAACUUCUCCGUUCGCCCGCGCCAGGAAUACCUCCAAUGUGAAGGCUGCUACCGAUGGCAACAUCGUAGCUGCGAUACUGGAAUAUCCCGAGCCCAGUACCGCGCCGCUGUACAGUCUGGAGAGGGAAUCGACUGGAGUUGCCAGAUGUGCAAGGAGACGAGUACCAGAAUGGAGGAAGACAUGGCCUCUUUGAUCAGUGACCCCUCAAUACCGUAUGCAAGCCUUCCUGAACCUGAGAGUUUUCAAGAGAGCGGGACGCCACUAUUCUCAGAUGAAAACACUUUCGGUACAAGAGCUUGGCCUUCAGACGGCUUACUCUCCUCGGACUUUGGUAUUCAACAGUCAAUUUUCACCGCGAAAAUUACCGUGAUGUAGCGCCCAUGAGCCGGCUUGUGAAACUAUCAAAAACAUCAUGCAAAUUGAUCUAAAGUCAGUCAAGCGAAACUGGCAGUGACUUAUCAUUUCUUGACCCAAGGAUCACCCAAGGAUCAGGAUUGCAUUCCAAACAUCAUUAAGCAGUUUUUUUUUUUUUCAUUAGUACUGGAUAUAUGACGAAUUGACCGGUAGGACGUUGGCGAAACGACUUAGAACGAGUUGUUGGCAAAACGACUCGUUGACGAAAAGACCGCAGUUCCAGUAUUCAAACAUGAACACGUUUCAUAAUUCGCAUGAGUCUCGUGUUCCACUCGCACGCUUCGGAACACUAGCGUGUUGUCUGACUAAACUACGCGGUAGCGUAUGUUACCUUCAUAAAAUCCGUUCUUGACGACGCAAGACAUCUUUGGCUGUGAAAAAUGUGACAUAACUUUCGUAUUCAGAGCGCGCGAUUCUCGAAAAUUAGAGCAUACUUGACGUAUUCAUUAGUAUUCGAAAACGUUCACGUCAGAAGUGGCGUCGUGCAUCUCUUGUUUCAGUCGCAAACUCUCGAACAACUGAGAGUAUUCGAAAAUGUUCGAGUCAUAAAUGAUCGCUAUAUCUUCGAAGAACAUCUAAUACAACAUUAAUCUACCAAAACGUGGCCCGUAUGAUUUAUCGAACACUUCGAGUCAUUCACGAGUAUUAAAUUUGAAUAUGGAAAAACAGGCGGGAUUCCUAUAGAAUAUUGUUCUGCUCAUUAAACCUUUUGUUUGGGGACGUUCUUGUUGUGGUUGUGAUUUGCUUAACCUGCCCCUUUUAUUCCAUGUGGAAGGCGAAAGACACCGAAAACCAUCAUUUCAGUAACACGUUCCGUUCAGGACUCAGCCCCACCCGGCCCCAUCACCACCAACCACACCACCACCACCAAACUCCAACAGGGUUUGCCGGCAAAUUUUGACAAUUUGACGUCGACAAAUUUGGAAGCCAGACCACGUUAUUGUAAUCCAGGCCAAGGCAUUUUGCAACACAUUGACAAGAAUUGAGUUGAUUAAAGAUCAACCCUAU